AACCGUUUAUCGGGUUUGAGAUGGAAAUCGACGGCUGAUAUUGGUUCCGUUCGGGGUUUAGACUGAGAUUAACUAACAAUGCUUUUCAUAAAGUCUCCUCUUCAUCUUCACCACGAAAUUUGGGGGUUUUGCGCGCUUGAUCUCCGGCGGCAUCGAUGAAGCUCGCCGGAAUAAAAUCGGUGGAGAACGCCCACGAUGAGUCCAUUUGGACUGCGGCGUGGGCGCCUGCGACGGAGACGCGGUCGGCGCUUCUUCUCACUGGCUCGCUCGACGAGACCGUACGGUUCUGGAGCUCCGACGAGCUAAACCAGGUUGGGACACCCUCAGGUGGACAUGCCCUCGGAGUUGUGGCAGUCGCUGCUCAUCCCGCCGGAUUCCUGGCCGCCUCUGCCUCUCUGGACAGCUUCAUUAGGGUUUUUGAGAUCGAUUCCAAUUCCACCAUUGCCACACUCGAGGCGCCGCCAUCCGAGGUUUGGGGCAUGCAAUUUGAUCCAAAGGGCACUGUGCUUGCUGUUGCUGGUGGUGGAAGUGCUUCUGUGAAGCUGUGGGAUACUUCCUCAUGGCAGCUUAUUGCCACCCUUGCAGUUCCUCCUCCAGAAGGAUCUCGGCCUGCUGAUAAGACUGGAAGUGGGAAAUUUGUGCUCUCUGUUGCUUGGAGCCUUGAUGGCCGACGCUUAGCUUGUGGAUCCAUGGACGGCACAAUUGCUGUCUUUGAUGUAGCUCGCGCUAAGUUCCUUCACCAUCUCGAUGGUCACUACAUGCCAGUGAGGUCCAUGGUGUACUCCCCAGUUGAUCCACAUGUGCUCUUCACUGCCUGCGAUGACACACAUGUACACAUGUAUGAUGCUGAGAGGAAGGGCAUGAUUGGGGCUAUGUCAGGCCAUACGAGCUGGGUGCUUAGUGUGGAUGCCAGUCCAGAUGGGGCUGCCAUUGCAACAGGCUCCAGCGAUCGGACGGUGCGUCUGUGGGAUCUCAGCAUGCGGGCUUCUGUGCAGACGAUGAGCAACCACACCGACCAAGUGUGGAGUGUGGCUUUCCGGCCACCCAGUGGAACAGGUCUGCGACUAGGCCGCCUUGCCAGCGUCUCUGAUGACAAGAGCAUCUCCUUGUAUGACUACUCAUAAGUGUUUGUUUGUUGGCUUGGCUUGGCUUGUUAAGUUGAACCAUCUGUUCUUGUUUUUGUGUAAUCCAAGUUAUCUUUUGUUUGAUUUCACUGGAUAGAACUUCUUUGGAUUCAGUCUGUUUGUUUGUUUGUGUU
Molecule: messenger RNA, 1258 nt
Organism: Dioscorea cayenensis subsp. rotundata (Guinea yam)
Lineage: Eukaryota; Viridiplantae; Streptophyta; Magnoliopsida; Dioscoreales; Dioscoreaceae
Product: WD repeat-containing protein VIP3
Cellular component (GO): Cdc73/Paf1 complex
Molecular function (GO): protein binding
Source: RefSeq, a predicted model, not a curated record